CUGUUGAAGCAGAUGCCUACCUAAUUUGACAGUCUUGGUGUGCUUAAAAAUUUUUGAGUUUGCAAAUAAGCACAUUAAGUCUACUGAUGGAGCCUUCGGGCAGUGAACAAUUAUAUGAGGACCCUGAUCCUGGAGGCAAAUCCCAAGAUGCAGAGGCCAGAAAGCAGACAGAAUCAGAACAAAAGUUGUCUAAAAUGACCCACAAUGCUUUGGAGAACAUUAAUGUGAUUGGCCAAGGCUUGAAGCAUCUCUUUCAGCACCAGCGCAGGAGGUCAUCAGUGUCUCCACAUGAUGUGCAGCAAAUUCAGACAGAUCCAGAACCUGAAAUGGAUCUGGAAAGCCAGAAUGCAUGUGCUGAGAUUGAUGGUGUCCCCACCCACCCUACAGCUUUGAAUCGUGUCCUGCAGCAGAUCAGAGUGCCACCCAAGAUGAAGAGAGGGACGAGCUUGCAUAGUAGGCGGGGCAAGCCAGAGGCCCCAAAGGGAAGUCCCCAAAUCAACAGGAAAUCUGGUCAGGAGAUGGCAGUUGUUAUGCAGUCAGGCCGACCCAGGUCUUCAUCCACAACUGAUGCUCCUACCAGCUCUGCUAUGAUGGAAAUAGCUUGUGCUGCUGCUGCUGCUGCUGCAAGUCUACCAGGAGAGGAAGCAACUGCAGAACGGAUCGAGCGGUUGGAAGUAAGCAGCCUCGCCCAGACUUCCAGUGCAGUGGCCUCCAGCACUGAUGGCAGCAUCCACACAGACUCCGUGGAUGGAACACCAGACCCUCAGCGCACAAAGGCUGCCAUUGCUCACCUGCAGCAGAAAAUCCUGAAGCUCACAGAACAGAUCAAGAUUGCACAGACAGCCCGGGAUGACAACGUUGCUGAGUACUUGAAGCUUGCCAACAGUGCAGAUAAGCAGCAGGCAGCCCGCAUCAAGCAGGUAUUUGAGAAGAAGAACCAGAAAUCUGCCCAGACCAUCCUCCAGCUACAAAAGAAGCUUGAGCACUACCACAGGAAGCUCCGAGAGGUGGAGCAGAAUGGGAUCCCCCGGCAGCCAAAAGAUGUCUUCAGGGACAUGCACCAGGGUCUGAAGGAUGUGGGAGCAAAGGUGACUGGCUUCAGUGAAGGUGUGGUGGAUAGUGUCAAAGGUGGACUUUCCAGCUUCUCCCAAGCCACCCAUUCAGCAGCAGGGGCUGUGGUCUCAAAGCCCAGAGAGAUUGCCUCACUGAUUCGGAACAAAUUUGGCAGUGCAGACAAUAUCCCUAACCUGAAGGACUCUUUAGAGGAAGGCCAAGUGGAUGAUGGGGGGAAGGCUUUGGGGGUGAUUUCCAACUUUCAGUCAAGCCCAAAGUACGGUAGUGAGGAAGAUUGUUCUAGUGCCACUUCAGGCUCAGUGGGAGCCAACAGCACCACUGGGGGUAUCGCUAUAGGAGCAUCCAGCUCCAAAACAAACACCCUGGACAUGCAGAGCUCAGGAUUUGAUGCAUUACUACAUGAGAUCCAGGAGAUUCGGGAAACCCAGGCAAGACUAGAGGAAUCCUUUGAGACCCUCAAGGAACAUUAUCAAAGGGACUAUUCCUUAAUAAUGCAGACCUUACAGGAGGAGCGAUAUAGAUGUGAACGAUUAGAAGAACAACUAAAUGACCUAACGGAGCUCCACCAGAAUGAAAUCUUGAACUUGAAGCAGGAAUUGGCCAGCAUGGAAGAGAAAAUCGCCUAUCAGUCCUAUGAACGGGCCCGAGACAUCCAGGAGGCCCUGGAGGCGUGCCAGACCCGCAUCUCCAAGAUGGAGCUGCAGCAGCAGCAGCAGCAAGUGGUGCAGCUGGAAGGGCUGGAGAAUGCCACCGCUCGGAACCUUCUGGGCAAACUCAUCAACAUUCUCCUGGCUGUCAUGGCUGUUCUUUUGGUCUUUGUCUCCACAGUAGCCAACUGCGUGGUCCCCCUUAUGAAGACUCGCAACAGGACGUUCAGCACUUUAUUCCUUGUGGUUUUCGUUGCCUUUCUCUGGAAGCACUGGGAUGCCCUCUUCAGCUAUGUGGAACGGUUCUUUUCAUCCCCCAGAUGAUGCUGGCACAAGAAUGCAGUGCUCCCUCCCCUCUGGCGAGUGCAUGCAGCAGAGAGUUAGACAGCAACUUACCUACUCUGAAGUUUUCUACAACAACAAAAGAGUUGAGUGAAUCUGUUUACAUUUAGGAUAAUGUUUUUUUCUUCAAGAGACGCAAUUGCAAUAGUAUUUUUUAGAUUUUAUCCAAGAAGUUUUUUGGGCAAAAAUCUUGGAUCAUUUUUAUGUAGCAUGAUUUUCCUCGGGAUGCAAAUCUUAAACAGUUCUUUAACAUGAAACAACAAUCUGGAGCACACUGAAGGGCAUUCUAAAUUGUGGCUUGAAGGACUGCACUAAAACCCACUAAAAAGAUAAAAAAAAAAACCUGAUUAGGGCAAACCAAUUAUACCUAACACCUUGCCUUGUCUGGGCUCACCACCUCUUCCCAUCCCAGAAUAACUUUACUGUGAAAUCCUACCACAUUCCAUGUCUGAAUUCUGGAUUCAGGGUGGAUUUUCCUUGUCCGUGGAAGAACACAUGGAUCUCCCUGGCUUUCUCACCCAAGCUGGCCACUCACACUAACCCUAGAAGUAUGGUCACUUUUGAGCCUGGUCCCUUAACCUUGCUAGGAUACAAAAGUGAGAGCAUCGUGCCCCACAGGAUCACUGCACAGUUCUAUUACAGUAUUUUGACAUAGCCCUCUACAUAUGUGAUUUUAAGCAAAGUCCCUUGGCCGCACUUUUAAGGUUUUUUUUUUUUAUAUGUGUAUAGUUACCAACUUAAUAAAAAAUCUGAACAGCAUACUUGAAGAAUGUAAUACUCAAACUCAGUGCUUCCUUAUGGUUUCUAAUAGGAUUUUUUAUUAUUGUUAUUAUUAUUAUUAUUAUUAUUAUUAUUAUUAUGGGUUUUUUUGGAAAGGGUUGGGAGGGUCUUUUAUCUUUCCUUUGAAAUAAAGAAGUGAUGUUUUUAAAUGAAGAAAUGUGUGGAUAUUUAAGUGUGCUGCUCCCUCUUGUCUUGAAACAGUUUAAGAAAGACUUGCUAUAAAUGCUGCCCUCUGCCGCCCUUGUUUUGAAAUACAGCUUAAACUCCAUUCUCUGGCUGCUGCUGCUUUCUGGUGUCCUGCCACCCCCACACCACUGCUUUCAGGCUUGGCUUGGUUGGAGAGGAAAGGGGUAUGCAGGGAGAGGGGGAGGCUAUUUCCACAAACCAGCGUGGGAGGAGAAGGACUUUUUUUUACCCCAAGAAAAUGUUCACCCAGUGACCUUGGGCUGGGGUCGUCUUUAGAAAAAAUUGAUACUAUGUUAUGAGAGUCAUAAAUAAUGCCUUGUUUCCUUAAUUUAUUUUUUAAUACCCCGUAAUUACUGAAACCAAAGUGAUGUGAAGUCUUCUGUCUGCAUUUUGGCCCCAGCAUCCUUAAUUUCGAAGCUUUAUUCUGUCUGCCUAAGAGAAUCAAUUGAAAAUGAUUCUCCUACAGAACAGAAGAGGAAAUGUCAGGUUAGAAGGGCCCAUGUUUUGGGUGUACAAUAUUGCCAGCUUCUUAUUAAUCUAGAUGACUUAUUAACCUAACUAGGCUCAGAUCAGUGGACUUUUAUAGACAGUUUAGAAAAAUGGUGUGAGCCUUCUUCCCCAUCCUAUAGCCAGUUCCAUCAUCCUGGUGGAACGUGAACUUUUAGAGCUUAUCUAGAAAGCUUGGUUAAUCUUUACAUAUUAUUCGUAGUUUUGGGUCACAAAUGCUGUUCCCUCUUUGCCUCAUUCUGUGCAUCUAAGUGGUGAGUGGGGGCAUUUAAUAUGCCCUAAAAAGAGUAGCAAAGUAUGCUUUGCCUAUUUUCCCCAUACCAGGAAAUUCUUUUGGAACUAGAUUAGCAUUGCCCUAUCUGUCUGAAAAGAUGGUUUACAUGACAGCUCAGCCUCCUUUUGCUUUGGCAAGCUGGCCUUUUCAGAGUCAGUGUGUUGUUUCCAUAAUCACUUUGGCAUUUUAACUCAGGUACCCCAGUCUUCACCCAGACUAUUGCAGUAUACCAGUUAGCUCUGUUGCCUCCUCAAAAUUCACACCCAGAGCAAGGACCACAGGGGUGAUUUUUCUUUUAAGAAAAUAAUUAGAAACAAUUCAUGUUCAUGCCAGAAACAAAUUGUCCACAAGCCUAUAUACUCUUAAUGUUAACUUUGCAUAAAAAGUAUUGUAGUGAGGUCCAGCCCGUGGCUCACUUGGGAGAGUGUGGUGCUGAUAACACCAAGGCCACAGGUUCGGAUCCUAUAUAGGGAUGACUGGUUAGCUCACUGGUUGAGCAUGGUGCUGACAACACCAAGCCAAGGGUUAAGAUCCCCUUACCGGUCAUCUUUAAAAAAAAAAAAAAGAUUGUAGUGACUUUAGGCAAGAAUGCCAAAGGACACUAUGACCUUGUCAAACUAACACAGUUUCUCCUUUGGCUUUAUUGCUCAAAAUAGAGAAGAUAAGCCCACAAAGUUGUUGAAAAGAUGCUCUAGCCACAACCCACCAGUUUUUCUAAAGUAGGAUUUUUGAGUUCCCUAAAUUGCAUGGAGGCUACUAAAUUUUGGGGGCACUGGAAGUCACUGUGGUAGAUGAAUGGAAGUUGUUCCUAGUUGCCUUGGGACAGUUUCCUUCAAGGGAAAGUUUUCAUCUCUGGAAAGCCCCCUGAACUCCAGCCAAACAGGUCCAUGCUGACUUUGCAUCUUCCUCUCUCAGACUGUCUUAGGAAGGACCUUCAGUCCAGAUCAGGCACAGUAAUGGCUUUCUAGCUCUUUGGUUAUUCAUCAGGCCCAACAGUUGUCUGCAUUUAACGCUACUUGUAACCUUGGAUCUGUUUUCACACCUUCCUGUACUUUUUGCUGCCCAUCCCUGUUGCCUUUGAGUUUCUUUGCAUUGUGGCUGUUCUUGGGUUCUCUUGUCUGUUCAAAGCUCUUCUGUAACCUUGCUCGCUAAUGGUUUAACAAUUGUUCUGGGUGGAAACUUAGCCUCACUUUAAUGCUUCUGCUCUUUAAAAAAAAAAAAAAAAAGACUGCAUUCCCUUUGAAAUGAAGCAUUCCUCUGUUACUUGUUCAUGAUGGUGCCUCGCCUGGCUGAGUGAGGCUGGGUGUGUUGGCCUGGAUGACUCUGUUCAGGUAGUAGAAUGACCAUCAUUUUACAUUUUUGAUGUUAAUUGAAGGGCACUUGUGUCGGCUCCAAUUUUGAUUCUUUGGUAUACUCGAUGCAUCCUAGCAAGGAAGGCUUUCUACUCCACUGGAUUCAUAAGAAAUGAAAGUAGGUUAAACUUUAUACUUAGGAUGCAGAUCCCCAUAUGGGCCAGCCGCAAAAAAAGUAAAUUAUUUAUAUUUCACUAACUGGAUUUUCUCUCUCCCCUGUUCCAAAUGGAGUAAAAAUCUGAUGCCAAGAAAAACACUUGGAUCAAGCCUUCCUUGCCAGUGAUUUCCUAAUAAUAAGCAUAUUUUCAUGUGGUCUUCAGUGCAUUUGGUUUUGCUUCUGAUUUCAUAUUCCUUUGAGGUACAGUCAGUUGAGUGCUGAGUUCCAAGUGAGUCCAAUGAGGAGCUGCCUUCCAGCUUUGGAAAAUAUGCAUCCAAAAUAAAACCAAACAUUGUUAUAAUCAACCAACACACAGAAUUAUGGUUCCCACACCUCCUCUACCAAAUGAAACCUGGGAAUUUGAAUGUGACUCUGAGAGUUAACAUUUCUGUCUGUGUGUUGUGUAUGCUAGGUGAUACCCUCAGUAGGGACUGACUACUAGACUGUGUGUUUUAUCAAAGUGUGUAAGAAUAAAAACUCACUUGCACGAAUUGAAAAGUAAAGAAAUGACACUUGUGAACGUGUGAACGUUAACACUGUAGUUGAUAGAUCUUAAGCUGCUAAUUAUUGAGAGAGAAUUAAAUUUAUGUUCUGUCUGGUUGCUGCCGAUUCUCAGCAGCACUUUUACUGUACAUACAAAUUGAAAUAAAGAC
Messenger RNA from Cynocephalus volans (Philippine flying lemur), 5972 nucleotides. RefSeq names its product transmembrane and coiled-coil domain family 1 (gene TMCC1). Gene Ontology annotation, cellular component: endomembrane system. The transcript has 4 exons. Bases 87 to 2045 code for a protein of 652 amino acids. Gene Ontology annotation, biological process: endosome membrane tubulation; endosomal transport; membrane fission. The record is from RefSeq and is a predicted model, not a curated record. NCBI's taxonomy places the organism in Eukaryota, Metazoa, Chordata, Mammalia, Dermoptera, Cynocephalidae.